AUGGGUAUCAAGAACCUUUUCCAAAUCCUCAAGGAGGAGGCUCCCGACGCGAUCAAGGAGGGCGAGAUCAAAAACCAGUUCGGACGAAAGGUGGCCAUUGAUGCGUCCAUGUCGAUCUACUCCUUCCUCAUCGCAGUUCGGUCGGACGGCCAGCAACUGAUGAACGAAUCAGGCGAGACGACCUCGCACCUCAUGGGCAUGUUCUAUCGCACACUGCGCAUGGUCGACAAUGGAAUCAAGCCUCUCUACGUCUUCGACGGCGCGCCACCCAAACUCAAGUCGGGUGAGCUCGCUAAGCGAUUCCAGCGCAAACAAGAAGCCAAGGAGGGGCUCGAGGAAGCCAAGGAGACGGGCACAGCAGAGGACAUUGAAAAGUUUUCGCGACGGACGGUGCGCGUGACACGCGAGCACAACGCGGAAUGCCAGAAACUGCUGAAGCUGAUGGGCGUGCCGUUCAUCAUUGCGCCCACGGAGGCCGAGGCUCAAUGCGCCGUCCUGGCCAAGGGCGGCAAGGUGUACGCUGCCGCGAGCGAGGACAUGGACACGCUGACAUUUGAGACGCCCAUCCUGCUGCGCCAUCUGACAUACAGCGAGCAGCGCAAGGAGCCGAUUCAGGAGAUCCAUCUCGACAAGGUCAUGGAAGGGCUCGGCAUGGAGCGCAACCAGUUUGUUGACCUCUGCAUUCUUCUGGGCUGCGAUUACCUCGAUCCGGUGCCCAAAGUCGGCCCCAGCACGGCGCUCAAGCUGAUCCGCGAGCACAAGACACUCGAAGGGGUGGUGGACUACAUCAAGAACGAUCCCAAGAGCAAGUACACGCUGCCGGAGGACUGGCCAUUCGCAGACGCGCGCGAGCUGUUUCUCAACCCAGACGUGCGGCCGGCAGACCACGCCGACUGCGACUUCAAGUGGGAGAAGCCGGACAUUGAGGGCCUUGUGACGUUCCUUGUGACGGAGAAGGGUUUCUCGGAGGACCGCGUGCGCAGCGCAGGGGCGCGGCUGGAGAAGAACAUGAAGGGUUCACAACAGAGCAGACUUGAUGGGUUCUUCAAGAUGAUGCCCAAGACGGACGAGGAGAAGCAGGCGCACAAACGCAAGCUGGACGAGAAGAACGAAGAGAAGAAGAAAAAGGCCAAGCUGGACAAGAAGGAAAAGGCACAGGCCAAGGCCAAGCCGAGAGGCGCCUAG
Molecule: messenger RNA, 1185 nt
Organism: Verticillium dahliae VdLs.17
Lineage: Eukaryota; Fungi; Ascomycota; Sordariomycetes; Glomerellales; Plectosphaerellaceae
Product: DNA-repair protein rad2
Exons: 2
Coding region: 1-1185 (394 amino acids)
Cellular component (GO): nucleus; cytoplasm
Molecular function (GO): 5'-flap endonuclease activity; 5'-3' exonuclease activity; DNA binding
Source: RefSeq, a predicted model, not a curated record